AUGUGGACAACUAUAGUCUUAGCUGUUUGGGGUAUCUACAAUGCUAUCUCAUUUUUCUUCUUAAUGAAUCCUGAUCUACUUCAUAAACACAAGGACAGAUUACUUAUGCCUACUCCAACUCACCAUGGCAAGUAUAUCCAUGCACAUAAAGGAGGCGGUGACGAAAGACCAGAGAAUUCAGUCCAAGCCUACACUCAUGCAAAAUCAUUAGGAAUUACAAUGUUGGAUACUGAUGUAAGACUUGCUUAGGAUAAUGUUUUAAUUACUAUCCAUGACGAUAAUUUCAUGAGAACAGCUGGAGUUAGUGAUUUAGUUGUUAAUACUCCCUCAACUAGCAUGCCGCUAAUGAAAGAUAAAGUUGGUGGCUACGAUUUGCAACCAUCUGAUUCAAGAGCCCACACAACUUUAGAAUAGCUAUUUUAGGCAAUAUCAUCUACUGAUGUGCUAUAAAUCGAGCUUAAGGAUAUUGGUAAUUCAGUUUCUAGGACGACCCUUGUUAAUCUAAUCCAAACUUACAACAGAGAAAGUACUACUAUUGUUGGAGGUUCUAGUUCAGCUUUAAAUGCCUAAUUCAGAAGUCUAGAUUCAACUAUUCCAAUCUUCAUGCCAUCUGAUAGUGUCUUAAAAUAUUUCAUCUUAUAUAUUACAGGAUUACUACCAUUCUUCCCAAUAGAAGAAGAUGUUGCUUCUCUACCAUAUAUGUAUUAAGAGAGAGUCCACUAUGUACUAAACGAAAAUCCAGGAUGGUAUGGAUAUCUCAACGUUGUAGUUAUAUGGAUUAUGAGUCAUCUUUGCGAUCCAAUGAUAAAGCACUUCAAUAAAAGAGGAAUUUACACUCAUUACUGGACUAUUAAUUAUAGUACUGACUUAAUGAGAGAAGUAUUAAGCACAAGUAUCCAGGGCAUGCUCACAGACAGACUUGUACAAUCUCUCGGAGUGUUAAACAGUAUGUCUUGA
Molecule: messenger RNA, 957 nt
Organism: Stylonychia lemnae
Lineage: Eukaryota; Ciliophora; Spirotrichea; Sporadotrichida; Oxytrichidae
Source: the annotation of a GenBank genome assembly